UCCCGGUUGCAGGGUCCAUGCAGGUGAUGAACAAGACCCGGCGCAUCAUGGAGCAGGGCGGCGCGCACUUCAUCAACGCCUUCGUGACCACGCCCAUGUGCUGUCCCUCGCGCUCCUCCAUCCUCACCGGCAAGUACGUCCACAACCACAACACCUACACCAACAACGAGAACUGCUCCUCGCCCUCCUGGCAGGCGCAGCACGAGAGCCGCACCUUCGCCGUGUACCUCAACAGCACCGGCUACCGCACAGCUUUCUUCGGGAAGUAUCUUAAUGAAUACAACGGCUCCUACGUGCCGCCUGGCUGGAAGGAGUGGGUUGGACUCCUUAAAAACUCCCGCUUUUACAACUACACCCUCUGUCGGAACGGCGUGAAGGAGAAGCACGGCUCCAACUACGCCAAGGAUUACCUCACCGACCUCAUCACCAACGACAGCGUGAGCUUCUUCCGCACGUCCAAGAAGAUAUACCCGCACCGGCCGGUCCUCCUGGUCAUCAGCCAUGCGGCCCCCCACGGCCCCGAGGACUCGGCCCCCCAGUACUCAGGCCUCUUCCCCAACGCGUCCCAGCACAUCACGCCCAGCUACAACUACGCGCCCAACCCGGACAAGCACUGGAUCAUGCGCUACACGGGGCCCAUGAAGCCCAUCCACAUGCAGUUCACCAACAUGCUGCAGCGAAAGCGCCUGCAGACCCUCCUGUCCGUGGACGACUCUAUGGAGACGAUCUAUAACAUGCUGGUUGAGACGGGCGAGCUGGACAACACGUACAUCGUCUACACUGCUGACCAUGGCUACCACAUCGGCCAGUUUGGCCUGGUGAAGGGGAAGUCCAUGCCCUAUGAGUUUGACAUCAGGGUCCCGUUCUACGUGAGGGGCCCGAACGUGGAGGCCGGCUCUCUGAACCCUCACAUCGUCCUCAACAUCGACCUGGCCCCCACCAUCCUGGACAUCGCGGGCCUGGACAUCCCCGCAGAUAUGGAUGGGAAGUCCAUCCUCAAGCUGCUGGACACAGAGCGGCCGGUGAACCGGUUUCACUUGAAAAAGAAGAUGAGAGUCUGGCGGGACUCCUUCCUGGUAGAGAGAGGCAAACUGCUCCACAAGAGAGACAGCGACAAGGUGGAUGCCCAGGAGGAGAACUUCCUGCCCAAGUACCAGCGCGUGAAAGACCUGUGUCAGCGCGCCGAGUACCAGACGGCCUGCGAGCAGCUGGGGCAGAAGUGGCAGUGCGUGGAGGACGCCGUGGGGAGGCUGAAGCUGCACAAGUGCAAGGGCCCCGUGCAGCUGGGCGCCAGGGCCCUCUCCAACCUCGUGCCCAAGUACCACGGCCAGGGCGGCGAGGCCUGCCCCUGCGACUACAAGCUCAGCCUGGCCGGACGCCGGAAGAAGUUCUUCAAGAAGAAGUACAAGGCCAGCUAUGCCCGCAAUCGCUCCAUCCGCUCGGUGGCCAUCGAGGUGGACGGCGAACUGUACCACAUAGGCCUGGAGGACGCAUCCCAGCACCGAAACCUCACCAAGCGGCACUGGCCUGGGACCCCCGAGGACCAGGACGACAAGGAGGGUGGGGACUUCAGUGGCACCGGAGGCCUUCCAGACUACUCAGCACCCAGCCCCAUUAAAGUGACACAUCGGUGCUACAUCCUAGAGAAUGACACUGUCCAGUGCGACCUGGACCUGUACAAGUCCCUGCAGGCCUGGAAAGACCACAAAUUGCACAUCGACCACGAGAUCGAAACCCUACAGAACAAAAUCAAGAACCUGAGGGAAGUCCGAGGUCACCUGAAGAAAAAGCGGCCAGAAGAAUGUGACUGUCACAAAAUCAGUUAUCACCCCCAGCACAAAGGCCGCCUCAAGCACAAGGGCUCCGGUCUGCACCCUUUCAGGAAGGGGCUGCGAGAGAAGGACAAGGUGUGGCUGCUGCGGGAGCAGAAGCGCAAGAAGAAGCUGCGCAAGUUGCUCAAGCGGCUGCAGAACAACGACACGUGCAGCAUGCCUGGCCUCACGUGCUUCACGCAUGACAACCAGCACUGGCAGACGGCGCCGCUCUGGACGCUGGGGCCCUUCUGUGCCUGCACCAGUGCCAACAACAACACCUACUGGUGCCUGCGGACCGUCAACGAGACCCACAACUUCCUCUUCUGCGAAUUCGCCACUGGCUUCCUGGAGUACUUUGAUCUCAACACAGACCCCUACCAGCUGAUGAAUGCAGUUAACACACUGGACAGAGAUGUCCUCAACCAGCUGCACGUGCAGCUCAUGGAGCUGAGGAGCUGCAAGGGUCACAAGCAGUGCAACCCCCGGACUCGAAACAUGGACCUGGGACUUAAAGAUGGAGGAAGCUAUGAGCAAUACAGGCAGUUCCAGCGUCGAAAGUGGCCAGAAAUGAAGAGACCUUCUUCCAAAUCACUGGGACAACUGUGGGAAGGCUGGGAAGGUUAAGAAGCAACAGAGAUGAACCCCCCAUCACCUGACUGUACAGGCAAUGAAAUCGUGUGCUGUAGGCCAGGAGGCCUGUGAGAGCAAGAACUUGCUUUGCCAACACGGCAAAUUCUGGAGGAUGAACAUCAGGAGCAGAGAGAACUUCAAGAAGUCUAUUUUUGUCCCUGCUUUUGCUUUGGAUUAUACCUCACCAGCUGCACAAAAUGCAUUUUUUCCAUAUCAAAAAAAGUCACCACUAACCCUCCCUGAGAGGCUCACAAAGGCAAAAGAACAUAGAGAGUUUCUCCAAAAUUUUCCCCGAAAGGUGAAAGUCACUGGAAUUUUUUUUAAUUGUAGGGGGGAAACAGCCCUGUUUUAGAUCCUCGUACUCUUAUUCUUUUGGUUUGUCACAAAUAAGGAAUAAAAAGCAAGACACAACGUGCAGAGGCUGAAAACAGUGCAGAGAGUUUGACAAUGAGUCAGUAGCACAAAAGCAAUGACAUCUACCUAGCACUGUAACCCUGGUUGCCUCAGAAGCAGCUGCCUUCACUGUACAUAUGUGACUAUUUACAUGUAACCAACAUGGGAACUUUUAGGGGAAUCUAAUGAGAAAUCCCAAUUUUCAGGAGUGGUGGUGUCAAUAAAUGCUCUGUGGCCAGUGUCAAAGAAAACUCCUUGCAGUCGUGGACAUUCCUGUUCAUGCCCAGAUGCCAUUUCUCCCAGUACUUCUUUGUUAUCUGUCCCAGAACUAAUAUUUCUUAAGGUACUGAAAAGAAGUGAAAGUUGAUGUAUGCCCCACAUUUUGAUGGAAUUGUAUUUGUAAAGAAAUUUUGUAGUAUAAGUACUGCCAUACGAUGUUCAAAAUGCCAGCCAAUGACCAGCAGUUGGUAUGAAGAAACCUUGGACAUUUUGUAAAAGACCAUUCUUGGGAGUUUUUGGACGUGUUUAUUUUUGUUUUUAAGUAUUCAAGAUGCUAACCAGUCAAUACCUUUUUGGAAGGAGAUGGCUUGGGCUUCACAGGAUUUUUUUUUAAAGGGGAAUAGAUGGUUGUAGAUUAAUAACUAAAAUGUACCAUACUUCAAGAGACCCCACAGGGUAAAGAAUGAUUUCGACUUCUUUAAACAACACUUCAUGUAAACUUGAUUAAAAGUGAAUUCAUUCUCCAUACAAUAAGUCAAUUCCUGAGAAUUUAAAUAUUGCUCUCAGAAUGACAUUUUGAUAUUCAAAAGUUCAUAUAUUAGAGAGAGAAAAGAGGAAAGAAAAAAACCACCCUGCUCGUGAUUAAACAGUGUGCCUUGGAGUUGAAAACAACUCUUGCUCAUUUGCAGCAGGGGGAAAAUGUCAUCGAUGCUAGAGGUUUUGCUCUUGUGACUCCGACUUACGAACAAAAACGCAUGGCUUCUGCAAAUAAAAAGUGAGCUUGACAGGUC
This is a messenger RNA of Carlito syrichta (Philippine tarsier), 3847 nucleotides long. It is a transcript of the gene SULF2, whose product is annotated as sulfatase 2. The coding region runs from base 18 to 2438 and encodes 806 amino acids. The transcript is spliced from 20 exons. Gene Ontology annotation, cellular component: cell surface; plasma membrane; endoplasmic reticulum. The record is from RefSeq and is a predicted model, not a curated record. NCBI's taxonomy places the organism in Eukaryota, Metazoa, Chordata, Mammalia, Primates, Tarsiidae. Gene Ontology annotation, molecular function: glycosaminoglycan binding; calcium ion binding; N-acetylglucosamine-6-sulfatase activity.